AUGGUGGACAGUUGGCCAGAGACCGGUGUUUCAGGCUCGACUUUCCGAGGCUUGAUAGCUCUGUAUAUUCUGCGGAAAACGUUAGCUUUAGAUUUGGGUUCCUUGAACCGUUGUAUCACUGGCUCGUCCAGACUGAUGGUGGUGAGCGAGCCGAGUUCUGCGUCGAUUUCGCAAACCUCCACGCGUUUCCAAAACAACCUGGAUCGUACUUGUGACCAGCGCAAGUCCUUCGUGCUCCGUUUCGGUGAAAUUAUGAAUUCUGGUCCACAAACAGGACAACAAACUGAGUGUCAUAUCGGUAGAGAUCACCUCGGGACCUCCCUUUCUACUUUGCAUGUAGGAGGUGUUGUAGAACCAGCAGAUGAUGUCACAGGCGCUCUCCAACGACUCCCUGUCGGUCUCGUUCACAUAGUUCUCCAACCCAGGAAUCACCAGCUUGUCCAGAACGUGCACCAGGCGGUCGAACACAGUCUGGAGAAACGCCGGGGUAUUUUCGUUAAGCUUGAGUUGUUCCUUGAACUGGACAAGCGCCGAGUCGAGGUCGUCAUAGGGCAGCUCCAGCAUCAAAAUCCAACCGGUGCAAGAAUAUUAUCUCAACUAGCUUUAAAAAGCCUAACGUUAAAACAGAACGAAAUGGGAGCUACUAAGGACAAGAAGGUCGAAUAUUUCUCUAAGCUCAAGCAGCUGCUUGAGGAGUACAAGUCUGUCUUCAUCGUUGGUGUCGACAACGUCUCUUCUCAGCAAAUGCACGAGAUUAGAAAGGCCCUUAGACAGGACGCUGUUGUCCUUAUGGGUAAGAACACCAUGGUUAGAAGAGCCCUUAGAGGAUUCAUCGCCGAGAACCCAGACUUUGACAAGUUGAUGCCAUUUGUCAGAGGUAAUGUUGGUUUCAUCUUCACCAACUCCGACCUCAAGUCUAUCAGAAACGUCAUCUUGGACAACAAGGUUGCCGCUCCAGCCAGAGCCGGUGCCAUUGCUCCAGCUGACGUUUACGUCCCAGCUGGUAACACCGGUAUGGAGCCAGGUAAGACCUCUUUCUUCCAGGCUUUGGGUGUUCCAACCAAGAUUGCCAGAGGUACCAUUGAAAUUACCUCCGACGUUAAGAUCUUGACCAAGGACCAAAAGGUCGGACCUUCCGAGGCUUCUUUGUUGAACAUGUUGAACAUCUCUCCGUUCACCUACGGUUUGACUGUUGUUCAGGUUUACGACGAUGGCCAGGUGUUCCCAUCUUCCAUCUUGGACAUCACCGAUGACGAGUUGGUCAAGCACUUCGUGUCUGCCAUCUCCACCAUCACCCAGAUCUCCCUUGCUUCUGGCUACCCAACCGUCCCAGCUGUGUCUCACCAGAUUGUCAACACUUACAAGAACAUCCUUGCUCUUUCUGUUGCUACCGAGUACACUUUCGAGGGAUCUGAGGCCAUCAAGGACAGAAUCGCCAACCCAGAGGCUUACGCUGCUGCUGCUCCAGCUGCUGCUGCUGCUUCUUCCGCUCCAGCUGAGGAGGCUACUGCUGCUGCUGCUGAAGACGACGAGGAGAGCGACGACGACAUGGGCUUUGACUUGUUCGGUUAA
Molecule: messenger RNA, 1572 nt
Organism: Ogataea philodendri
Lineage: Eukaryota; Fungi; Ascomycota; Pichiomycetes; Pichiales; Pichiaceae
Exons: 3
Coding region: 1-1572 (523 amino acids)
Biological process (GO): ribosomal large subunit assembly; cytoplasmic translation
Cellular component (GO): cytosolic large ribosomal subunit
Molecular function (GO): large ribosomal subunit rRNA binding; structural constituent of ribosome
Source: RefSeq, a predicted model, not a curated record